Molecule: messenger RNA, 3673 nt
Organism: Armigeres subalbatus
Lineage: Eukaryota; Metazoa; Arthropoda; Insecta; Diptera; Culicidae
Exons: 10
Coding region: 1198-2595 (465 amino acids)
Biological process (GO): synapse organization
Cellular component (GO): neuron projection membrane
Source: RefSeq, a predicted model, not a curated record
AUUACAUUGAAGCCCGGAAUGAAUACGAGUAAAACCCGCUUCGUGAUGUGGAUUUGGAAUACUAUUCGUUUCACUGGUCAACCUUUCUGCUGAUCCACUCCAGCCAUCCCUACUCGGAAUCUGUGUAUAAAUGUGUGUGCGAGUACGAAAGUGUUUGUGGGGGGGGGAGAAUACACUAAGUGAAUUUUAAACCGUCUCCCAGCCCAACUGUCCUCGGGCGAAGAUAGAGCGCCGGAAGAAAAAUAGUGCCAGUGAACCCUUCCUGCGAGCCGUGCACGUGUGAAACCGGCUCUAAGCGUCGUAAAAAGCUUCCUGCUUUUGCUCGGAAAGAUCCAGCCCCAAAAGGCUCCUUAAAUAGCCUUGGCUUGAAAAACGAAAAAGAAUUGCCACCCAUUAGUCACAAUCAGGGAAAAGUGCGCUUGGAGGGGGGUCAAUCAGGGAGUGUAGAUUGGAAGUGAAAAUCAAGUGUCGGUUAGGUUGCCACGGAAGAGACACUGAGGCAGUCCCAACCACUCGACGAGGAUCGAGGCCAAAGAAAGCAAGUGACCUCCAACAUCAUCGUCUAGCUGCGGGGAAAUUGUGAUUUAUAUUAUUUGUGUCCAUAUUUUUCGAGCCGAGUUCUGUACAGUUUUCUUGUUCUCAUUUUUUAUCUUCCGGCGUAGUGACCUGCUACGGGUUUUGCUCGACAAAUGAGUUUUAAAAAGGGCAGGAGAAAAAAAGAACUGGCCGCUACGAGAAAGCCGACGACAAUCGCCAUCUACUCCGACACGGCGACAGAGUGUAAAGCGGGAAGAAAGUGUAUAUCAUUAUUAAUGCCACUUCUUAUUUCGCCUAAUUUUUUAUCGCUGUGUUUUCACAUUUUGGGUUAAAUGUCCUGGCCGAGGUGAGACUCGCUCGCGCAAGAAAGUUUCCCUAAUGAGGGUAAUAAAUCGACGCGGAAAAGAACACGGAAUGCGUGUCACCGUGGCAAAACAAGCGCCCGAAUAAACCCCGGCAUCAUCCUAAACGAGGUCGCAUCUAUCACGGCAAUCGCGACCUUCGGAGUAGAAGCAAAGCUAAGGAGAAUAACCCCAAUCACGCGAAGGACGGCCGCUCGUGCAUAAAACAGAAGCAGCAGAAUCAAAUUAAAACAUACGGCGAAUUCGAAUCUUCAAACACCACCUAUAACGGGAAGCGAGCUGUGAAACUAGAAAAAAAAUGAACUCAUUCGUAAUCACGGCCCGGCUCAAAUCACAAAGGACAUCCCCUUGGUGCUGGUGGUGGUGGCGGACACUGACGAUGGUGGUUUCCCUGGUCCUGAUGUGCAACGGUCGGCUAGUGUGGGCGGUGGCCGAACCGGUGCCGCAGCGUAGAGGCACCGCAGAACAUGGGACAGGGAGCAGUAGUGCGACAAGUGGUAGUAGCAGUAGCAGCAGCAGCAACGGUCAAGAUGGGACCGAUCGAGGGCAUUUGUACGGCAUCCCCUCGCUAUCGUCAUCGUCGUCUUCAUCGUCUGUUGCUGCUGGCACCGUUGGAACAUCCUCCGCCUCCUCGCCGUCGGUGGCGGGGGUUCAAACGGCCGGUUCUAAUGCGGACAAGCCGUACUUUGACGACAUCAACGCGCGGAACGUAACCACAAUGCUGGAGGACACCGCCGUACUCAAGUGCCGCGUCAAGCACAAAGGCGACCGAACGGUGUCUUGGAUGCGCAAGCGGGACCUUCACAUACUGACGUCCAACAUCUACACCUACACCGGAGAUCAGCGAUUUUCGGUGAUCCAUCCGCCGGACUCGGAUGACUGGGACCUGAAGAUUGAAUACGCUCAGCUGAAGGACAGCGGCAUCUAUGAGUGUCAGGUCAAUACGGAGCCGAAGAUCAAUCUGGCGGUGUACCUGGAUGUGACAGAGGAUCGAGAUUUCGUGCAAGCAUCGGGCGGCAACCUCUUCAUGGGCACCACCGGACUAGACUUUCUCUCGACAGCAGCCCGGGCCAAAAUCAUCGGUUCCCAGGAGGUGCACGUGAAGAAGGGCAGCACCAUCUCGCUAUCCUGCGUGGUCAACGUGCUGGCGUCGUCCAUUUCAUGGUACCACGGUUCUUCGGUGGUUGAUUUCGAUUCAGCCCGCGGUGGCAUCAGUCUGGAAACGGAAAAAACCGAAACCGGUACGAGCAGCCGUCUAAUGCUGACACGAGCCACGCUGCGAGACUCGGGCAACUACACUUGCGUCCCAUCGGGUGCCAUCUCCGCCAGUGUACAGGUUCACGUUCUGAAUGGUGAACAUCCAGCUGCAAUGCAGACAAGUAGCGGAGUGGUGCUUUGUCCGUCACGAUACGUGCUAGUUUUUCUACUGCUAGCAAUCCUAAAUAGUUGUAAUUUAAGUAAAUUAAUCUACUCCAUAUCAACAACCCUACUCGGCACGGAAAGGCAACUGCGUCGUUCUGCCGUGCUGGCGGCGAAGACAUCAGUCAGUAGACUUGUGGCCAGCCAUCUGCCCUUCUGCAGAAGCAACAGUUGUGAAAUCCGAUCACUGUGCACCAGCAGAAGCAGCAGUUGCACCAGCUCACGAAUCAGUUCUCAAAGCUUAAACAAAGCACCGACGUUUUUGCAGCAAAGAUGAUCCCUACGCUAGCUAGAAUACCGUUAAUCCCGUCCUGGGAAAUCCUGCUAGAAAGUAAAAACUACUUUGCCGUCAUCACCUCAUCCAGGUCACACUCACCCUCAGCACCUCCCCCUUUCGGCACAUCAUGAAACAACGGUCAUCCUUAUGAAUAAUAACACGAUUACCAACUAAACUGUAGUAAAUAAGCGUAAGUAAGCAGUAAGCUCAUCCCGACGGACUCCAUGUAGUCGCCGGAAAAAAAAGAAUGAAGUUUACAUACAAGAAAAACUAAUGUUAGUCUAAUAGAAAUGAAAUGAACUUUUUCUACUACUCAGCUCCUGUAAUUCCUGGAACGUUCGUACGGAGUAUAGCUGGGCAUUGGACGAGGAGAAAAGUGACAAUAUGUUUGGUUCAGCUCAAUAAAAAACUUUAAUUAAGUGGAAAUGUGACGACCUAAUUGACCUUAUUGCAUUGCCAAAGUAAACAGCACACGAAUACUUGUAGGGUAUUGUAGGGCAAGAAGGGACAGUGCGGGUUUUAAGCAGCGUAUUCUUUUAAACACAAAGAUUAUGCCUAUGUAAGAAGAAUAAUUUGUUUCUACUUUAUUGUCACUCGAUUUGAGGAUAAAAUUUCAUUUUGGUAGAGUAUGACAAGAAAAUCUAUUGUUCAGAUAUGUUUCUUAUGCGAAACACACUUCCUAUAAAACAUGUAAUCUAAUCGAUCAAUGUAAAGUUUGAACUUUUUUUUUUAUUCUUUUCCUUAUUAAAUAGGCACCGCUACGGUCCCGAGAUCUUAUAUGGUAUUGUGCUUUACAGAACAGGCCCGAGCUAAGCUGUCCUUUUUGGCGUAUGCAUCACCAACACAAAAUAACGCACGUCCAAAUUGGAAAAGCUUUACAUCGUAAAACAUCCAAUGUCAGCCUUGAUCAAUAUGUAAUUUUAAUCAGGGACUUGCACCAAAUAUAAUUUAUCAGUUUUAUUGAUUGAAAACUUAUUUUAGGCGAUCAAUACUGCAUCGAGAUCAUAAAUUUACUUUUUAUUGCACAGUGAACAACAUGAACGGAAUUCAAAAGUAAAAUCUGUGGAUAUUUUUGAUU